ACACCGGGCGGCCGAACUUCCUCCCGCUCCGCUCGCCGUUUCCCUCCUUCUCCGUCGGCCGAGAGCGCCGCCGCACGGCGGACCUGAGGGAAACCCGCCGACUCUCCUACGCGCCUGCGCGUUUGUCCCGAGAGUAACAGGUGGCCGUUGUGAGCGAGUGGGAGAGGGGGAGAGAGAGAGAGAGAGAGCGCGCGAGCAAAAAAAAAAACUGGAGUUCCUGAGGUGAUUCGCGAGCUUGGCGGCACACAGAAAGCAGACAUGGAGGAAAUGAUCAUAUGGGAGCAGUACACUGUUACACUAAACAAGGACCCCAAGAUGGGCUUCGGCCUAGCCAUAUCUGGGGGGCGAGACAAACCGAACCCCGAGACGGGCGACACGGCAGUGGUGGUGUCCGAUGUGGUGCGCAACGGACCAGCCGCAGGCAGGCUGCACACCAGGGAUCAAAUCGUCAUGGUGAACGGCGUAUCCAUGGAGAACGUCACAUCCAGCUUCACUAUUCAGCACCUCAAGACCUGCGGUAAAACUGCAAACAUUACUUUGAAGAGGCCCCGGAAGAUCCAGAUUCCAGCGAGUUCUCGUUCUCAACCGUCCCGCUCUGCGUCCCACUCCAACCUGUUGGGCGACGAACCGCCAGCCCGCAGAGGACCGCGCCGUGGCUCUGACUCUGGCAGCGAACGCGGCUAUGAGCGGCGGGGCAGGCGGGCUCGCAGCUACACACCAGAGCGCAAUGGCGAACCCCUGACCCUGAUGUCUGGCUUCAAACGGCUGCCCCCCCAGGCAGGCCCAGACAAGCCCAUUAAAGCGACGCUGCUGAAGAAGAAACUAACAGAUGAGUACGGAUUGAAGCUGGGCAGUCAGAUUUUCAUCAAACACAUGACUGACACAGGCCUGGCGUCCAAGGAAGGGACCUUACAAGAAGGAGACCUUGUUCUCAAGAUUAAUGGGAUCACCACAGAAAACCUCUCGUUGCUGGAAACCAAACACUUGGUGGAGAAGUCCAAGGGCAAGCUGACGAUGACAGUGCUCAGGGAUGACCGGAAGUUCUUGGUAAGCAUCCCUGAGGUGGAGGACAGCCUGCCCAACAGCGAGGAUGAUGGACUUGAAAACAGCAGCUCGGAUCUUGAGGAUAUUUCGGAUCUGGAUUCGGACAACCCUCCCGCCAGGGGACGGGCAUCCCGCUCAGGGACCAAAGACCGACGUUCUCGUAGAUCUCGAGCUGAAGCUGUCGCUGCCAUCAAGGCUCGCAGCUCUCCCCCCUUGCGUUCAACGCUGCCAAGACCGUCUGCUCAGGCGCCUCCCACCCAAAGAGCACCCUCUGAUUCUGAGUCGGACCGCAGCGCAUCACCCCCUCGUAGAUGGGACAGCCCCGACACCACCAAGUACAGGACGUUAUCUGGUAUACCGGUGCCCAACCCCAAAGCUUCCCCCAUGACCUACCGCGUGGACUCCUCUCACUGGACGCCACCCAAAGCGUCGUCAUCGGCGGCCCGCCCUCGCAAAGAAGUGUCCGAGUCAGACUCGGAGCGCAGCGCGUCCCCUCCCCCAAGGCAGAGCAGUCCCAAGGUGGACGAGCAAACAAGAUACAGAGUCCUCCCGGACAUGGCCCACCCUGGUGUUUCUCUGCGCCAUGUCUCCCCCCGGAGAGGGCCCUCCCCAAUGCGGCUACCACCUGAAGAUAACUCGGAGUCCGACAGCAGCUCCGAGCCCCCCCGCAGACUAGGAACGCCACAGAGUCUGGACUCCAGGAACAGAUACAGAGAGACUACAGAGGUCCCCCUGCCAGCCCCUUCUGUGAAGCCCCCAGCCUGGACUGUCCCAGCGACAAAACACUCUUUAGAUCCUCCAGGUCGUUCAGGCUCGGAGUCGGAGGCCAGCUACACAUCUGUCCCCAAUCAAGACCCCCAAGAGAAGACGGACUCCGAGCACAGCACAGAGAGAUACACGGUUCUCCCUGAGGUGCAGUCAUCUGCCACGCUACCAAGGCAGGAACUUGCACCCAAAGACUCCUCCCGUUACAGACCUCCUCCCAAAGAGCCCUACGCGUCCGAGUAUGCCCCCAGUCCCCCGCGGAGACUUGAAAGCACUGACCUUGACAGCAACCGCAGCUUCCCUCUCAAUGGCACCCUUCGCUCUGGAGCGUCCGUGUCAGUUAACCCGCCACUGUACUCCAAGAAUCAGGAAGAGCCGCUUUACUCCUUACCACCUGAUUCCCCAGACAUAUCAUCCCCUAGAUCAGAUAAUCUAGGGUACAGCUCAGAUCUCAACAGGGUGAAGUUUAUGAAGCAGGGCAACAUGGGGCUGCGGCUCGUGGGAGGUAAUGACGUGGGCAUCUUUGUCGGAGGAGUGCAGCCCAGCAGUCCGGCUCAGAAGCAGGGCAUGAAGGAGGGAGAUCAAAUAUUGCAGGUGAACGGGGUGAACUUUGGUCAUUUCACCCGUGAGGAAGCUGCCAUGUUCCUGAUCAAUAUCCACAAGGGGGAGGAUGUAGAAAUCCUCACCCAGAACAAGAUUGACAUUUACAGAAAGAUCCUCAAGUCCAACCUGGGUGACUCCUUCUACAUCCGCACACACUUUGACCAUGAGGCUGAGAGCAAUAUCGACUUGAGUUUCACCAGAGGAGAGGUGUUUCGGAUACUGGACACAAUGCAUCGUGGGAAGCUGGGCAACUGGCUGGCUGUUCGCAUGGGCAGAGACCUGCAGGAGCUGGACAAAGGGACCAUUCCAAACCAGACAAGGGCCGAGACCAUGGCGAACAUUGAGCAGAGCAAUAGGGGCAGUGGGGCAGAUCGGCAGGUUUCUGGCCCAAGGGCAGAGUUCUGGAAGCUACGGGGUCUUCGAGGGGCCAAGAAGAACAUCCGCAAGAGCCGUGAUGACCUCAUUCAGCUCACAAUCCAGGGCAAAUACCCCGCUUAUGAGAAGGUCCUGCUGAGAGAAGCUGGCUUUAAGCGUCCAGUUGUCGUUCUUGGCCCCCUGAAUGACAUUGCCAUGGAAAAGCUGGCCAGAGAAAAGCCUGAUGAGUUUCAAGUGGCAGAAAUGGUUCCUCGCAGUGGAGGACAAGGCUCGUCCUCUGUCAUUAAGCUGGACACCGUGAGACAGAUUUCUGAGCAGAACAAGCAUGCUUUGGUGGACAUUACACCCACGGCAGUGGAGAAGCUCAGCUAUAUCCAGUACCACCCGCUGGUCCUGUUUCUGGAUGCGCAAAGCCGUAAGGACGUGAAGACCAUGAGACAGCGCCUUUCUCCUAAUUCCAAGAAGAGCUCCCGCCGCCUCUACGCUCAGGCACGCAAGACCAAGAAGUACUACAGCCAUCUGUUUGCUGAGCGUAUUGAACUCAACCCCUACUCAGACAUAUGGUACGACAUGCUGAAGGACAAAAUCCGCCUCCAACAGGCCAAGCCAGUCUGGGUGUCCGAGGUUAUGCUGGAGGGCGGUGGAGAAGAGGAGCUGGACACCCUAAACCGUUCUGCCUCCAGUGAUUACCUGAGCUGUGACAGCCGAGUCACCAGCGACUACGAGGACACCGAUGGAGAGAUCUACACUGACGGCGAAGCUUACACUGAUGGUGAAGCCUACACCGACAACGAAGAACUGGCUGACCCUUACUCCAGCCAAGACAGGCCCCCGAACCCCCGAAACACGGGGUCGGCGCUGGCCCGUUCCUCAGAACCUGCCUUGGGUCAUGAGAGCUCCACUUACGAGUUCAGCCCUGAAUUUGAUCCAGAUGAAAGCACAAUAGAUGAGCUACCACCCAUCCUGCACGUGCCCAAGCCGAGCUUCACCCGUAGAGUCGCCGGCACUUCCACCCACGGGGCCAGCGUUUCCUUGCCCAGGAGCUUCUCCAACUCCACCUCCGAAGUCAGUACCACGGACCCAACCGUCCCCCCCUCCCCGUCGGAUGUCCCGCCAGACUUCCGAGCUCCAGAUCCUCAAGACUCUUUUCCGGACCCUCCUCCCAGUGAAGACCUUCCUGAAAGCCCUGAGCCUGCAUCUCUGUCAGCCAUAGAGGAGAAACUUCAGCAGACUCGGAUGGCUGAACCUCAGGAGAAGAAGAAUUCACCACAGUUUAUUGUGCUGGCCCAUCACCAGGCGGUGCAGUGGCGUCGCACCCAGAUCAGAGGCAGCGACAGCUCUGAUGACAAUGAUGAGUCUGACGAUAUGGAAUGGGGCCCUGCUACUGAACUCUAGAGUGACCUACUGGUGUCACAGGACUCUUCAGAAAAUGCGCCUGCUCACUUUGAGACACAACUGCCUUUUCAUCCUGACGGACAAGACAUAUUUAUGCUGCCACCGGUGUGACCGCCACUGGAGGCGUCAUUCGAAGGAGUAGUGGUUUUCUCGAGUGUGAGACAUUUUGGCGUUGUGCCAGCUCCUUGGCGCAACGGACAUAUUUCGCUGCUGUGCGUAACGCCCUCAAUUCAUAAGUCUUUUGAAGAAGUGCUGAAAAUGAACUAAACCCU
This is a messenger RNA of Scleropages formosus (Asian bonytongue), 4454 nucleotides long. It is a transcript of the gene tjp3, whose product is annotated as tight junction protein 3. The transcript is spliced from 31 exons. Lineage: Eukaryota; Metazoa; Chordata; Actinopteri; Osteoglossiformes; Osteoglossidae. Gene Ontology annotation, molecular function: cell adhesion molecule binding. Gene Ontology annotation, biological process: protein localization to cell-cell junction; cell-cell junction organization; cell-cell adhesion. The coding region runs from base 259 to 4182 and encodes 1307 amino acids. Gene Ontology annotation, cellular component: bicellular tight junction; plasma membrane. The record is from RefSeq and is a predicted model, not a curated record.